AUGUCAAACAACGAGGACACAGAGGGAGUUAUACCUGUGUUGGACACAAAGAAGGCAAACAACAACGUGGAAAGGUAAACCUCACAGUAUUCCAUUUUAAAUACACAGACAAUGUAUUAGGUCAAAUUUAACUGAUAUGUUUGGAGUAAAUUCUUAUUCUUCUUUUUAUCUGAAGUUUUCAUUUUGACAAACAUCACCUGAGUAUCCACCAUGUCAGUUGUGCUGAGGGCUGUGUCUGUGCUCAUGUCACCAUGACUACGAACUGGUUUUUCCACCUGAAACUGUUCUGGGAACUGCCAGGAUUUAAGUAUUUGACUGGUUUGAGCUCACAUUGCAUUGAGAUACGUAAAUGUUGUUUGUGCAAGUACCACAUUUAAUAAAUAUAAUAAAUGGAAGACACAAAUGCAGGGCCGUCCUACUGUCCUUACUAAGCAGUUCACUUACUUUUUUUCUAAUCUGCAAGUUUUUUGACACGCUCAUGAAGUUGCCCCAAAAUGUUCUUCUAGUUUUUUUCUUUGAACCCCAAACUAACUUAUUUAUAUCCCAAAAUGAAUGUCUCAGUCUCCCCAGUGUGAGGAGUUGCUCAAUCUGUUUUUGUAUAAUCUUAACGCUUCGGUUUUUAAACAUUCAUCCUGUAAACCAAAUGGUCUGUAGAUGCUUUUGUUGGAGCUUUAAUGACAUUUCUGAGUGCUAACCCCUUAACUCCUGUUCCUUUAGCGAUAGACAGGUUAAUUAAAAAUGGUUGAUGAUAGUUGCAUAAGACUCUGCAGCAUUAGAUAUCAAUCACAUAAUGUACAUAUUCGCAAGCCACUUGCAAACUGUUCCGAUCUUAAUGUAACUCCAGGGACUGUUCGACCAAGACAUCACAGAAAGUCGCAGGCAUCCAGCAUUGCCAUGACAACAACCACACACUACAGGAUCGCAACAAAGAGAAGAAAGUUGUCAGGCAGAGGCUGUAUUUGGUCUCAGCCGUCUGCCUGAUUUUUGUGAUUGGUGAAAUCCUCGGUAAGUCUUUACCUUCUUCAUAUUGACUUAUCAAACAGAUGUCUUAUAAUUUACUGUUGUCUUGAUUGUUUUAAGAUUAUUACUUAUUUAUUCACAAACUCCUCGAUUGGGCAAUUCUCUGUUUAUUACUUUCUGCAGGUGGGUAUUUUGCCGGCAGUCUUGCUGUGAUGACAGACGCUGCCCACCUGUUGGUAGACUUGAUCAGCUUCAUCAUCAGCCUGAUAUCCCUCUGGCUCUCCACUAGACCCGCCACACACAAGCUGAGCUUUGGCUGGCAUCGAGCAGGUGUGGUGUUCAUGUCGCUUAUUCAUCAUUAGCUGUCAGGUUUCCUGACUGACACCGACAUUUGACAUUAUAACAGUAUGGAACCAAAAAAUUCAACUGACUAAAGGAGAACUAGUGUGUUAAAGAGGUCUUUACAGUUCAUUGAGUUUUACUUUGAGGGGCGAUGGUUGAGACAACUCAUCCUGGGUUAUGGUACCAUACAAACCAAUACAUUUAACCUUCCUCCUGUGUUAGCUUUUACUAUGCACUGUGUCUUCAAUCAGCUGUAAAUUACACUAAAAACAUUUCUCUAUCAUCCAAUUUGGUUCUCAUCUCUAGGUUACCUUGUAAGGAUUCAUUAUCUAUGAAAAUAUUGCUUAUAAUAUUUUUGUUGUGGGCCUCUGGGCCUUUCUUUGUCAGUAUACCCUCAUACAGACAUCUAUACUGAAUUGAUCUCACAUGUCUGGACAUACCUGAGGCUGUUUUUUGUGCAGGGAAAAAUAAGGCAAAAUGAGGAUUUCCUAAAUCUCACAUGGUGCCAGUCAGUGCCAUAAUUUUAAUAAGAGCAUUUUAUAAUUUAGUCAAUUUAAAUUUUUUAUUUUUAUUUUAUUAAUAUAGAGUUUCCUGACAAAUUCAAAAAGUAUUGAUGCAAAAAAGCUAAUUUAUGUGGUUCUUUUAAGCAUUUAAAAACAAAACCAGGUCGGUGUAGACCCUAACACAGGAGGAGGGUUAAAUGCAAUAUUAUAGGAGGCAAUGAAUGAAUGAAAUAAAACUAAACAACACAUAACAAAAAUUUUGGAAGCAAUAAAAAGUGAUGAUACUUAAAAAAAACAUCAUAUACAAAAAAUAAUGUUUAAGAAAACUAAAGAGAGUAAAUUGUAUGUUUAGAUUUAAUAAGAUAUGCACUCUUAUGAUACAAUACAAAAAAUGAAAGUAAAUAGAAUGAUAUAUGAUACUGUAUGGAAUAAUACAAAACAAAUAUUAAAUUAUGUGAUGCGCUGAGGAUAUAAUGCAAUUACUGUACAUAGAAGAUGUUGGGAUAUGAUGCAAACAACCAGCUUGUAAAGUUCAUAAUGGUUAGUAAGCUUGUUGCAGUACUCUAUAACAUCAAACAGAUCCAUGUCUGACUUUAAAAGGUCCUCAAUCAACCCCGUUACGCAAAUAAGCUAUGGUAAACAGUAGCCACUAAGAUACACAUGGAUGCUGAAAUACACCAGGUGAAUGCAGCAAAUCUUCACUAGAGAUUUACACACAGAGUUGGCCGAAGAACAUCAAGCAUACAGCUUCACUCACAGACACUAUAUCUUGCACGUAUGUACAUAAUAUUGCAGUGACAGCUAUCAUAACAAAGCACCACCCAAACUGGUUUACCGUGCGCCCCGUGUAGACGGGGAGACAAACUGUAAAAACAGCUGUCACUAAUUAUAGGAUUAAAAUCUACAGCCCGAUCUUACAAAGUAUUAGCUAAUAAUGAUGCUGUCUCCUGAACCACACACACACACCUCCUCUAUAAAGGGAAUGGAUUUAGUGAACAGCAUUAAUGAAAGACCUGCCUCGGUGAUCAAAUGUUUGCCUGAGCUGUCACUAUUUAUUCACACGGGUAAAGUGUCGGCAUGAGUUACUGUUACAGAUGGAAACCUAACUAGUGUCAAAACAAGACUAGCUUUCGAGCAAACUAAUAUGUUAACCAUACACACUCUAGGCUGGAUAGAUCUUCCAUUCACUCACAGGGUUACACAGAUAAACUUCAGUUAAUUGGAUGGACUUUAAGAUGAUAUUUUAACACCACUUCUAACUGCAUUUUUAUUUAUAUCUAUUCCUCCUCACAUUCCUCAUGUUGUGACAAAUGCAGAGAUCCUGGGUGCGCUGCUGUCAGUCAUCACCAUCUGGCUGGUGACUGGACUGUUGGUUUAUCUGGCCGUGCUUCGCCUCAUCAAUGAUGACUACACCGUCGAUGGCACCAUCAUGCUCAUUACAUCUGGUUGUGCUGUGAUCGCUAAUAUAAUGUAAGUAAAAUAACCUUUUUUUUUUUAAAGAAACUUUUAUUUGUUUAGAACUUUUAGGUUUUUAAUACUUUUAUUAUAUCUUCCUAAAAAGCAUGGCCAUUAUACUACACUACUCUGGCGAUGGCCACAGUCACGGGGGUCUACACUUGCAUAGUCACCAACACGGUCACAAAGAAGGAAAUGGACACAUGAAAACCUCAACCAAUCCUGAUUUAAAUGAGGAGCAGCAACAUAUGGAACAAAACAGUGUUGGUCAAGGUAUGUUCCUUGUGUUCCAGUCCAUAUUUCAUCUGUUACUAAGUGAAACCAAACCCUUUAUCCUAACUCUAACUCUAGUCACCCUGGUCUUACCCAACUCACUCUUACUCCUCUUACCCUUACUUUAAAAAUCUAACUCAUCUUUAACCCCCUAAACCCAAACUUUAACCUUCGGGAUCUAACAGAAAAACUUUAUAUUUCCAGGACAAAGGACUAAGCAGGCCAACGCCAGCAUGCAUGCAGCUUUUGUCCAUGUGCUGGGAGAUCUUCUCCAGAGUGUCUCUGUUUUUAUCAGUGCCAUCAUUAUAUUUUUCAAGGUAAUAAUGAGACCAUCAGCGACAAGACUAACCAUUUUGAUAUUGUGAUUUUUAAAGGGAUAUUCCAGCGUAAAAUUAACUUAGGGUCAAACACACUGUAACAGAGUUAGAUACCCCCUCGAGAGAUGAAUGUUGCAGACCGCUUGCUUCUCUAGUUAUACCAACUUUAGUGAUGACCGCAUGAUAGCAAUACACGCAGUCUCACCUCAACCAAAACGCCACUCUAUAGCCACAAAUAAUGCUCAGAACAGCACCUAACUUUAUCAACGGUACAUAUAGGGUCCCAGCCAGAGCACUUUAACUUUGCCAGAUUUCUUUAGCAAAGAGACUAAACACAACUCACCUACUCUCUUCCAGCAUCCGCUAGUUUUUAGCCAGACUUUUACCAGUCCCUCAUUGACUCAAGAGGUAUAAAUUAUUCAUAAUAAAUGAUACAUCCAUGAUACACAAAUGAAACUUAUUUAUCCACAAGGGGGCACCAAAAUUGACUCCAACCAAACGUUCCUCACAGAAGCUUUAAAGAGCCACAGACAUGAACACCUUGAUUCUCGUUUCUUUCAGCCUGAAUAUAAGAUAGCUGAUCCCAUCUGCACCUUCCUGUUCGCCAUUUUCAUUUUGUGCACAACCGUCACCAUCAUGAGGGACAUUCUUCUCGUCCUGAUGGAAGGUAGGAACCAAAAAAAGUUCCUUUUCUACAUUGUUUUUUCACCCGGCACGCCGAAUGAACUCUUCCUCUUUCUUUUUUUUUUUUUCUAUCAUGACUCAGGUACUUCUGCUGGUGUGAAGUAUGGGGAAGUGCGGGAUCAUGUGCUGUCAGUGAAGGGUGUGACAUCCAUCCACAACCUCCACAUCUGGGCUCUCACCACGAACCAGGCUGUACUAUCUGCACAUGUGGCCAUAGGUGAGGAGAAACCUUUAAAGUAUGAGCUGUCUCCACUUUCAUAAUGCUCUGAUAACAGCUUGUUUUUGAGUGCUAAAUACGCAUGCAUAUUUUAAGCUCCUUCCCUCUCCUGAUAGUUUUCCUCGAUUCUUUAAAACUUAAAAAAGAGGAAAUAUCUCUCCAGUUUUAAUCCCUCCAACAGUUCUGCUUUCGAGUGUAAAAUAAGCUCAAACACCAUCUGUGAAUGGGUGAUGCAACCUCAAGGGGCUCUUCGCAUGCCUCUGGAUGUUUUUCUCUUUCGUUCUUUUCUUUUCUCGCUGAAGGGAGCGCUCGGCUUUUAAGGCACAUAAUAAAUAUUCAACAUGAAAACAAAAGGUGACUAACAUGUUUAUUUCCUUUUCCUUUGUCUGCCUCUCUCCUCCACAGAUGAGUCGGUGGAUUCUCAGGCGGUCCUCAGAGAAAUAACACAGGCUUGUUUCUCCUCCUACAACUUCCACUGUGUUACGAUUCAAAUGGAGAGAGAGUCCGACCAGAAGGCUGGGUGUAAACUGUGUGAGGACCCACAGAUGUAGAAACCUGAAACAUGAACCCAGCAGAACAUGGUCAAGCCACAUCAUGUCAUGAUAUGACGGUUUUAAAUUGUUGUGCACUGUUUGGACCACGCUCAAGACACUGUAGAUAUUUUACACUUAACAGCAU
Xyrichtys novacula (pearly razorfish) is the source of this 5429-nucleotide messenger RNA. The record is from the annotation of a GenBank genome assembly. NCBI's taxonomy places the organism in Eukaryota, Metazoa, Chordata, Actinopteri, Labriformes, Labridae.